Dentiscutata heterogama is the source of this 702-nucleotide messenger RNA. NCBI's taxonomy places the organism in Eukaryota, Fungi, Glomeromycota, Glomeromycetes, Diversisporales, Gigasporaceae. The record is from the annotation of a GenBank genome assembly.
AUGCCCAAGAAAACAACUCUUAAUAAUAUGCAAAAACAUGAGCUUUGUGUAUAUGCUUGUGAUAAUAAAAAAACUCAAUUCCAAUAUGUUGAUUGGAUUAAGAAUAAGUGGAAUCUUAGUAUUAAUGAAAGUACAGUCUCGCGUAUUUUGAAGACAAGUAAAGAACGACUUGAAAAUAAAAUCAUUAAUUCUAAUACAAAGCGUCAUAAAACUGUUACUUACCCAAAACUUGAUCUUGCCCUCAAAGAGUUCAUGCUGAUUUAUCAGCAUCAGACAAUUUUAAGUGAUGCUUUACUUGUUGAAAAAGCAAAGGCACUUGCUGAUGGUUUGGGAAUUUCUCAAGAAGCAUUAAACUUCUCUCUUGGUUGGCUUUAUAAAUUUAAAAAUCAAAAUAGUAUUCGACUAUGCUUGUUUCAAGGAGAAUCUGUGUCUGCCAAUGAAGUAGCAAUUAGCAAUAUUAUGCCAGAUGAAGUUAAUAUUAAUACUAUUCGAAAUUGUUGGUACCAUACAAAAAUUCUUUCUGAAGAUACUAAUUCUUACUUACAAAGUUCCUUGGAAGAACAUCGUCAAGCCACAGACUCUGUGCUUAAUGACAUUGCAGAUGCACUUGAUGCCCUUGACUUCUUUGACCCUAUGCAAGUUGAUGAAUUUUUGGCAAUUCCUGAAGAAAACAUCAUUUAUGAAGUCCUUUCAGAUGAUUGA